CGUAUUUUCCCAUCUGAAGGCGAUGCAGGUCAAGAUGAUAAACAAAACUUUCUGUUUCUUUAACAGUGUUGUCAGCCGUAAAAAAUAUUCCCUGAUAGUGGUAAAUUAUGUUAGCUGCAUUGGGACCUAUAAGUGGUCGAAAGUCUGGUGCAAGUAAAAGUCGCGGAAGACAACCUAUCAAGCCACGCCCUGGAAUCUCAAAUCGUCCCAGUAGACCUUCGCGUCCAUCACCACGUGGCAGUCACGAUUUAAUAAUGUCAGAACGUCAACAUAUCUCUCAUUCUCCUCCAGUUAAAGUAAAAUCAACCACUCAUAAAGUACCAUCAACUCCACCUAGCGGCAAACAUUCUGGAGGACGUUCAUCAAGCACUCCUAAAGUACCUGCGGGUCAUGUAUCAGCAGGAACUCAAAGACCAUCGACAACAGUAAAACCAAGACAUACAACUCCACCUACACGGAACGAUAUAAAGAAGCAAGAAAUUUCAAUUAAUAAGAAUACUAAGCAUAUCACUAUCAACCGCAUCUACAACUACGCUCCACCGAAAGAAAUUAGUUAUGCAGAAAGGCCUGGACAACGACCGGUUUCUUAUCCAGUUUACCAUGAAACGCCGCCGACCUACGUAUAUCAAUACAAAGAAUCAGGAAGUAAAUACGGUACUUUACUUGCUGGCUUAGCGCUUUUGAACCUUGGAGCUCAAGCUGCUGCAGCUACUCGUACCAUUUCCGCCGCUAGCCAGAAACCAGCCAAAGAUUCAAGAGAUUCAAUAGAAAGAGCUAGUUCAAACUAUAAGCCACAGGCUGGCGAAUACUGUAAAUUCGGCGUAAGGAAAGACAAUGGUGAUUAUGACGAAACCAAAAUCGAUUGUCUAUUGAUAACAAGUUUUAUAUUAGAAAGUCAGAAACCGACAGCACCGGCUGGUGGCACUAACACGACGGUUGUCACCAUCAGUACGAAUGUCACAGUUGUGAACAUAACAAACGGCGUAGUGGAAAAGACCACGACUCCGGAACCGCUUGUUUUGUACCAAAUGUUGGCGAAUGGUACUCUUGUUCCUGUGAAUGUUACUCUUCCCGAGGCAGAAAAUACAACAGCUGUUAAUACUACAGACGCAUCGAAUGGCAGUGUGGCGUCAUCGGUAAUCGUAACGACAACAACGACUAAUACAACAGUGACGAAUGCUGUUGACGUGAAAGAGAAGGAGAUUCAGGUAACGCCGGGGAUGAAAUGCUUUGUCAUGAGACAUACGCCGACCUCAUACAUGAAAAAGCCAGUGCCCUGUGACUUGCUGCAAUCCUACGCCGAUCAGUCCCUCAAGAAAAACUCAGCCGCUAAAUAAAAAUACAAUGCUGUGAGCUGGCGUUGCUCUCAUAUUUUACUAAUACAUUAUGUGAAUAGUGCCAACAUCUAUAUUAUAAGUGUGAGUGAUACGAUAUUUAUUGUGCGAACUAUUGGAAGCUUUAGUUGGUAGUUCAUUGCGUCUAUUUUUGUGUUUGCAAGCUGUUUGAGAUAACAGCAAUUAUUAUUAUGU
Ostrinia nubilalis (European corn borer) is the source of this 1529-nucleotide messenger RNA. RefSeq lists its product as uncharacterized. The record is from RefSeq and is a predicted model, not a curated record. The coding region runs from base 108 to 1337 and encodes 409 amino acids. The transcript has 2 exons. Lineage: Eukaryota; Metazoa; Arthropoda; Insecta; Lepidoptera; Crambidae.